AUGGACGGUCUGGCUGUGCCUGUGCCGCCGUCUGUCCGUGUGUGCAAUGCGCUGGUGGGCGGGAGGGGGACGGGCGCGGUGGCGGUGGUGGGCGAAGGCAAGCUGGCGUGGGUGGUCCAAGGCGGAGAGGCUCCGCAGACUGGCUCGGUUGUGGUCGACGAGGCGUUGUGCGACAAGCAUGUGGUGGUGGCAGCAGUGGCGGGCCUGGCUCCCGACCAUGGCGGUCCCUUUCUCGCCGCGGGUGCCGUCGUGCCAGGCGCCGCCCCGCGGCUCGUUUACUCCUUCCUGGGCGAGGGCAGGCUCAUCGAGCUCGAGCUGCAUAUGGUGCCGGUUGCACUCGCCGCAAUUCAUCUGCCUGAUGGCUCAGGAAAGGUUAUGGUAGCUGUGGCCGGCGCUUGUGGCCUGCUGCUGCAUCUGCUCGAGGCUGACGGGGAGGUCACCGCCGUUCUUGUCGUCGACGACCUGUACUCUAUGGUGGCUGUCGGCUUCUCGCCCGACGCCUCGUGUUUGGUCUCCGUCUCGAUGGGCGGCAAUGUUGCUGCCUUUGAUCGGGCGACGUCGGUGGACAUGGCGGCUGCGCCUGGUGGUCCUCUAAGCCUGGUCAUCGGCCUGUGGGACGGCGCGGUUGUGUGCUACGAGCUGGCGCCCGACGGCGAGUGGGUCUUUGUCUGCAUGCCGACGCCCGAGCGCCGGCCUUCGCUCCCAUCGCGGUCAAUGCACCUCCCGGCGGUCGUCGCCCGCUUUAUCUCCGGCGGCUGCCGUGGCCUCCACGUCGUCUACACCCAGCACUCGACAAGUGGAUGGUCCGAUGUUUCUGUGGCGUGCAUGCAGAGCGGCGGAAUGCGUCAUGUGUGGCGUGGCGAGGGUGUGCUGGCCAAGGGCCUGGCCGUAACCCAGGCCGACACUCUCCUGCUGGCCAUAACCGCGCUCGACGCCAAGCGAGCUUCGUCUGUUGUCUGCCUGGACACGCCCUCGCUGAUGAGGCGGGUGAUCGGACCGACAACCAUGUGCGCACUUCAGCCCAUGCCGCCCGAGUGGGCGCUCGAGGCGCGCGGGCGCCGGCUGGUUCUGCCACGCGCCCACUUUCUCGCCGCCCCCGACCUCUCAUCUGUCCUCGGCGAUCCACGCGAGUGGCGGUGGGUGGUGGAUGGCGACUCGCUCACUACUGCCACGAAGCUCUGGCUCGGCCUCGGCCGUGUCCUUUACCUCCUUGACGUCGAAUGUGCCACCUGGUGCUGGUGGAUCGUCGGUUCUUCGGACGCGCCGCCGCUUGCGCGGCUCCAGCUCGCCGGCUCUCACCUCUGGCUCGCCGACCACAGCGCAGACUUGUGCACUUCGGCCUCGCCCGCCCCGCCUUGCCCCUCCUGA
Messenger RNA from Thecamonas trahens ATCC 50062, 1368 nucleotides. RefSeq lists its product as uncharacterized. Bases 1 to 1368 code for a protein of 455 amino acids. NCBI's taxonomy places the organism in Eukaryota, Apusomonadida, Apusomonadidae. The transcript has 3 exons. The record is from RefSeq and is a predicted model, not a curated record.